Molecule: messenger RNA, 7166 nt
Organism: Anolis carolinensis (green anole)
Lineage: Eukaryota; Metazoa; Chordata; Lepidosauria; Squamata; Anolidae
Gene: ubfd1
Product: ubiquitin family domain containing 1
Exons: 7
Coding region: 114-995 (293 amino acids)
Molecular function (GO): cadherin binding; RNA binding
Source: RefSeq, a predicted model, not a curated record
GGAAGCCACUAAGGCAAGCGGAAGAGGCGGGCUACGGAGGCCGGCGAGGGCCAAUCGGGGCGGCGAGGCGCCUUUUCCCGUCAUGCCCCGCGGGCGGGUUGUACACAAUCAUCAUGGCCGCCGCCGCCGCCUCCUCUACGUCCGGUUCUCCCGAUUCAGAAGACGCCAACAUGGACGCGGAGACCCAGGAUCCAUCUUUAGGCUGUAGGGACGAUAGCCCAAACAACUCCCUUGCGGCUGAGAAACUGCCAGAGGAGCCCUCUGGCGACCCCCCAGACUCUGUCAGCAAUGGAGGGGAAGCCGAUGCGGAGAAAGAACUGGUUGAACUCAAAAUAAUCUGGAACAAAAACAAGUACGACUUGAAGUUCCCACUGGACAGCACGGGGGCGGACCUGAAGCAGAAGAUCCACUCGCUCACAGGCCUCCCACCCGCCAUGCAAAAGGUCAUGUUCAAAGGACUGGUGCCAGAGGAGAAGACGUUACGGGAAAUCAAGGUGAUCAGCGGAGCCAAAAUCAUGGUGGUCGGCUCAACGAUCAACGAUGUCUUGGCCGUGAACACGCCGAAGGAUGCCGCGCAGCAGGAAGUGAAGCCAGAAGAGAGUAAAAAGGAGCCUCUCUGCCGACAAAAGCAACACAGGAAAGUAUUAGAUAAAGGCAAACCGGAUGACGUGAUGCCUUCUGUCAAAGGUGUCCAGGAACGACUGCCAACUGUCCCUUUAUCGGGCAUGUACAACAAGUCUGGCGGAAAAGUCCGGCUCACUUUCAAACUCGAACAGGAUCAGCUCUGGAUUGGCACGAAAGAAAGGACAGAAAAGUUGCCAAUGGGGUCCAUCAAGAACGUGGUGAGCGAACCCAUUGAAGGACAUGAGGAUUAUCACAUGAUGGCCUUCCAGCUGGGGCCGACGGAAGCCUCCUACUACUGGGUCUACUGGGUCCCCACCCAAUACGUGGACGCCAUCAAGGACACGGUGCUGGGCAAGUGGCAGUUCUUUUGAAGGCACGCCUCACCUCUGGCGCUGGGGGGACCGUCUCACGGACCGAGGGACAGACACUGCUGGGAGAGGGGCCUGGACGGGGGUCAUCCCAGGACAUCUGCCUCCGUUCGAUCCCAAAGAGGCCAGGGAGGACGCCAGAGGUGGGGACACACUCUCUCCCCCCCAUUAGUUUAUUUUUAACUUAAGAAAGAGAACAGCCGCCACCCCUGUUCUGCAGCCAGCUUCGUUCGAUCCUAUUUAAAAACAAACAUGAUGGAAAUCAAUAAAUCUUAAAUUCACAAACCCCGAAGUGUGUGUCAUACACUUUUAACUCUGCCAAGCCUCGCCCUUCUGCGAGGAAAAGGCCGACACACCGCUGUGCAUCUUUCAACACGACUGGGACGAGAGACAGUUGUUUUUCGCUCUUCAUUGUUAUGAUUUGAGCUGUUUGCUUGUGACAAGCGAGGCUUUGGGGAAUAGGUUUCUCCCUCUCCUUAGGAUCUUUGAAACAGUAUGCAAACUUGGGGUCUCAUAAGCCAUAUCUUUCUUGGUUUGUUUUUCUUGUAUUGUAGAAAGAUGGUGCAACGUUUCCCUCUUCUCUUAACCCAAAGAUGUGCUCAACUCUUUUUAACUUCUAGUAGUGAUGCCAAGGCAGGGCUUCCUGUCAUGGCUGGAGGGGAAAUGGAUAUUAUGCCAGACCCCUUUUACCCUUGUCUUGACCCACAUCCUUUCCCCGUUUAGACUCCAUCUCUCUUUUGGAACAGAUCACUUUGCAGCCGCCUUGUCACCUUUCCCUUUUGCUUUCUAUGCUCUUCUAUGGGCCGCAUUUUGCUUCAUCCCAGUAUCUGUGGCACUCUCCCAGCCAUUGUUUUCUGGUUUAUUAUUAUUAUUAACAUAGUCCAAGACACUUGGGAAGUAUCCAAUGUGUGAUCCAAUGCAACAGCCAGCAUAGAGAUCUUGUUUGCUGUGUAGUAAUCUUGUUGUAUAUCAGAUAAUAGUUAUUCUCCUGUGCCCUAUGCCAAAAGAUAAGCCUUUCUGGGAAGAGAUGGGAAAAGUCUGUAAAUGUGAGUGAAUCCGAUUUUAUUGGAGUCCCUGGUGGUGCAGCAGCUUAAACAGCUGAGCUGCUGAACUUGCUGACCGAAAGGUCAGGGGUUCGAAUCUAGGGAGUUGGGUGAGCACCCGCUGUUAGCCCCAGCUUCUACCAACCUAGAAGUUCGAAAACAUGUAAAUGUGAGUAGAUCAAUAGGGAAGGUAAUGGCGUUCCAUGCAGUCGUGCCGGCCACAUUUUUUUUUUCGUGUCAGGAGCAACCGGAGUUGCUUCUGGAGUGAGAGAAUUGGCCGUCUGCAAGGACGUUGCCCAGCGGACGCCCGGAUGUUUUGAUGUUUUUACAAUAAUAAUAAUAAUAAUAAAACUUUAUUUAUACCCCGCCACCAUCUCCCCAAUGAGGACUCGGGGCGGCUUACAUGGGGCCAUGCCCAUCCUUGUGGGAGGCUUCUCUCAUGUCCCCGCAUGGAGCUGGAGCUGAUAGAGGGAGCUCAUCCGCACUCUCCCCUACUCUAGAACCCCGGUGGCGAAGUGUGUUAAAGCCCUGAGCUGCUGAACUUGCAGACCGAAAGGUCGCAAGUUCAGAUCCCGGGAGUGGAGUGAGCGGCCGCUGUUAGCUCCAGCUUCUGCCAACCUAGUAGUUCAAAAACAUGCCAAUGUGAGUAGAUCAAUAGGUACUGCUCUGGCAGGAAGGUAACAACACUCCAUGCAGCCAUGCCAAUGGCCACAUGACCUUGAAGGUGUCUACGGACAAUGCCGGCUCUUCAGCUUAGAAACCCCCAGAGUCGGACACGACUGGACUUAAUGUCAGGGGAAAACCUUGACCUUCACCGCUUUUAUUCUAGGUCUGCCGCCUUUACCCAGGUGGCAUUUUCACAUCUUUCCUGCAUUAGUUGUGCUCUUCCUGCAGCACUUGAAUGAAAGAGCAGAUAGUGUCUUCUCCUGCACUGAACCAUUGUUUGUUUAUCCUGACAUAAGACAAUAAAUUUACUGCAAGGAGCGCUAGAAAGUCACCUGCUUCGCUGUGUUAUCGAACAUAGUCAGGGAUCGUGAAAGUAAAAUUAAGGAUAUGAAUGAAAGGGAGACCUGGGUUGCUGUGAGUUUUCUGGGCUGGAUGGCCAUAUUUGAGAACACAGAACUGCUGGACCACUCAACCACCAUGUCAGACAACACAGAGUUCUUUCUCCCACCCUGGACAUUCCACAGAUAAAUACUUUAAACCGCACUUGCCUAGUUUCCAACAGACCUCACAACCUCUGAGGAUGCCUGCCGUAGAUGCAGGUGAAACAUCAGGAGAGAAUGUUUCUGGAACAUGGGUAUAAAGCCUGGAAAACUCACAGCAACCCAGUGAUUCUGGCUGUGAAAGCCUUCAACAACACAAAGGGGGAUCCUGUUAUUCCAGGAGGAGUGCAUGUUGUUUUAUGUGAGUGGGUCCAGAGUUAUCCAUUCUGCUUCCCUCUUGGGCUGAGUUGGUCUUCCUUCUUCAGCUCUUCUCUGGUGCGCUUUAGCCAGACUCAAGCAGUGGAUGAUCAGAACUAUUGAUAAGAGUAAUCUUUUGUUCUAUUGAAACGUUGCCAGGCGACUAAAAACCCUAAAACACGUCCAAAUUGUGAAGCCAUAAGGAAGAGCAGCCAUCCUUCCCCUCCCACGACGCACUUUGGGAAAAUGGAAUUAUUGGCAGUAGUUCCUUAUCAAAGCUAAACCGGUUCUACUGGUUGAGGACUUCUUCUUUUUUUUUCCUUUUUGGCAUAGUUAUCUUAAAUAUUAACUGUGUUGGUACUAUGCCAAGCCUGUGAGGGAGGGCAGGCUCAAGAAAGUAGCCAGUUGCCAAAUCUGCUGGAUGUCCAGCAAUGUAGACCUGGACCUGUUGACUCAGAAGUGAGGCCUAUUGUGCUCCCAAGUCAGAUUGGAGGCUUACUCCUGGAUUGGAUGGUUGGCUUAUUACUACUACUACUACUACUACUACUACUACUACUACCGUGUUUCCCCGAAAAUAAGACAGUGUCUUAUAUUAUUUUUUACUCCCAAAGAUGCGCUAAGUCUUAUUUUCAGGGGAUGUCUUAUUUUUCCAUAAAGAAGAAUUCACAUUUAUUCUUGAACAAAAAAUUUAACAUUUAUUAUAUACUGUACAGUAGUUGUCAUCACAAACCAACAUAACCAAACCAGACAAAAUGUGACUCCUGUCAAGAAUUUCUUGUUAUUACCAUUAUUUCCAUUCACCUUUACCAAUCCUGCAUGCUCUGGUGUUUCAUUUGGUGGGUGCCGGGCAUGCUUCCAAACAAAAACUUUGCUAGGUCUUACUUUCGGGGGAGGCUUUAUAUUUAGCAAUUCAGCAAAACCUCUACUAGGUCUUAUUUUCUGGGGAUGUCUUAUUUUAGGGGAAACAGGGUACUAUUAGUAUGAACCUUUCUAUCAUGUGGCUGCAACAACCCCCUUUAUCUUCUCCUCUUAGUAAUAAUAAACUUAUGCCCAGCCAUAAUAAUAACAACAACAACCCUUAUUCCGGCACAGUCACUGUGAAACCUAGAAGCCCAAUCUAAUAAUAAUAAUUUAUUUGUUUGACCAGUCAUAUGACCAUUUCAAAGUGCAACAUAAAUAAAAACAAGGCAAAAAGGAUGGGAGGACAGGCAGCUGACCAUCUGUUUGCCGACAAAAUCUUAUUUUCCUGAUUCUUCUUCUUUCAGGAAAUGUGCUCUUUUCUUGAUAGCUUUCAGGAUAAAAAGGCUUACUCUAAUUAUGGUGGAUCUUUCUUGUCCUUGCAAGAGGACUGUCAGAAGAUCAUUUCUGUUGGGAGACCAAAAAUUAUGUAGUAAUGGAUGUAAAUAUCUGUGUCGAAGUUCGGCAUUUGCUGGGCAGUCAGUCAAAAAAUGUUCGAUAUCUUCCACUAUUUGAUCUCCCCAGACACACAAUCUCUCAUUUCUUGGGAUGUUACAGUAGCGACCAGUUUGCAUCAUAAUACCGAGUUGUUCAAACCUGGCCCUGGUGUAUAUUCUUCUUAAGGGCAACGGAACUGGAAUAGUCAGAUAUAGAAACCCAAUCUAGAGUAUCUGUCUUUGUUCAGAAAAGUAGCACGUUUCCAUCCUCCUCGACUCUCAAAUGUUUUCGAAGCCCUUCUUGCCUUUGUAUUAGUAGCUUACCUUGCCAUUGACAGGGCAAAAUGGGUGGCACUUUCCGCUCCUGUCAGUCUGCCUUUGUGGACUUUUCACGCCAGCCCUGCAAGGCAGGACCAGGGGGGUGGAGUCCCUCCGGAUGUUGGUUUGCUGUUCCUCCAGGCCCAAUGGAUCCCAUUCUGUUCUGAUGUAGGGAACGUGGCAUCAUAUCCCGCCUUGUCGCCAUGCAAAGAGACCUAUAGUAUGGCUGUUAGGCCUUCUUUAGUGGGUUGCCGACCCUCCAUGACUGUUCUCUUUCCUCCUUUUUCCACGAGUGCCUCGUCCUCCUCUUAGAGCUUUAGGGUGCUGCUUUGUGUUCUCUUUCGGGGACUAUCGAGUCCCUUUGGACAUGCCUCAUCUUAGAGAGUGAAAACCUGUGCAAUGUGAUGCAAACUAUAAUCCCAGCAUCUUUGGUGGCGUUCCUCCUGUAGCAUUUGGUCCGGAGGUGCCCCAGUUUGGCUCCCAGGAGCCACACAGCCUUUCCUUUCCCGCCUCGGCCAGCACUGUUUCCGCACUCAUUUGUUUAGUAAGGAGGAACAUUCUCUUUUGUAGAGCAUUGCGGGGAAUUAAAAGGCCUCCCCAGCAGCCACGCUUCAUCCGGAGAAUCCUUGGAUCAUUCAGCCGAAGUGGAUCUUGUCCAGAUCUGUCCUCCUGCUGCAAAAAAAGACCUCUCUGCCAGGAGGAAACACAUACAGUAGAGUCUCACUUAUCCAACACUCACUUAUCCAACGUUCUGGAUUAUCCAACGCAUUUGUGUAGUCAAUGUUUUCAAUAUAUCGUGAUAUUUUGGUGCUAAAUUUGUAAAUACAGUAAUUACUACAUAGCAUUACUGCAUAUUGAACUACUUUUAUUUACAGCAUUUAUAUUCCGCCCUUCUCACCCCGAAGGGAACUCAGGGCAGAUCACAUUACACAUAUAGGCAAACAUUCAAUGCCUUUUAACAUAGAACAAAGACAAACAAACAUAGGCUCCGAGGGGCCUCGAACUCAUGACCUCCUGGUCAGAGUGAUUCAUUGCAGUUAAUUGCAACUGGCUUGCUCUCCCGCCUGCGCCACAGCCCGGGCCUUUUUCUGCCAAAUUUGUUGUUUUGGUGCUUCAUUUGUAAAAUCAUAACCUAAUUUGAUGUUGAAUAGGCUUUUCCUUAAUGCCUCCUUAUUAUCCAACAUAUUCGCUUAUCCAACAUUCUGCCGGCCCGUUUAUGUUGGAUAAGUGAGACUCUACAUUUUUGGAGAAGAAGGAUGGGGAAAGGGUGGUGAGGUUUACUGCUUCUUCACUCCCCUUGGGUCUCUCUUUUUACGCUUGUCUGCAAAAGGGACGCUUCUUCCCCGUUCUGUGCAAAUGCAAUGCCUGGUGAUUCAGGAAACCUUGUCACUGUAGCCAGUGCCUAGGGCCACGGGAAACAUCACCAGCCCAGUCCUUCAUUUGUGGGUUGGCUUCGGUCUGUUCCUUAGUGCCAUCUUAGGGCCCAAGAUCUUGCUUGGGGUGAAUUUCGCAAUACGUUCCUAUCAGGUGCAAUACUCCUCUCACAUUUCCUUCCCCCUCUCCUUGCCCCCUUCUCUUUUGGGGCCCAGCAUUGAGACGCCUUCAUUACCUCCAGUGUCUCCCCAUUAAGGACAAGCACAGGGUUGUUUCCUUCCUUUAAGCCUUUGGUUGCUGCCAAGAUCCAGGUUUCUGCUUCCACGUGGCUUUGGCUGUUUUCCAGGGGUGGGAUCUUGCGUUGGCAUCCCUUUCAGGAAGUGGUUUCCAUCUCCGCUGUUUCUGGGUGCCGGGGAGGGCCUUCCGUUGUGCCUCUGAGUCUCUGGACAGAGCUGUUGCAUUUUUCUUCUUCUGCAGAGAAGCUGGAAAGCAGGAAUGGAAAAGGGGGGACACAGAUGGGAGGGGGCUAAGCGCCACGCUGCUGGGAAUAUGUCGAAGUGUAACCGCAUCCCGUUUAUUGUUCGCCUUGGUUCUGUUCUGUAUGAUUGAUCAGCCAUGUCCAUAUUAAACUUUGAUAAUGAA